GGAACAGGGAACAGGGCCCGUGUUAACUUUUAGCACGGAAAAUACAGUUCCACGUUCCACCAUGGGCUGUAGAGCGCGCAGCAACGUAUCCAUGUCAAGUUGGGUCGCUUUGACGACGGGUCUGAGCCUUUGAGGUGCUUUGAGGCGUCAUAAAAUAACAUAAAACGACGAGAAAUAUACUCAAUCCAUAACCUUGGUUACAGAAUUCUUUCGAAAUGUCUAAGAUUACGGGUUAUGAUUCUCAUAGUGAUGGCCCAGGUUUCGUUGGUAUACGAUUUUGUCAAGAGUGUAACAACAUGUUAUACCCCAGAGAGGAUAAGGAAAACAAAGUACUCAUGUACUCGUGCCGAAAUUGUGAUUUUAAACAACUAGCCGACAGCAAUUGCAUCUAUGUGAAUAAAAUUAUGCACGAAAUUGACGAAUUGACACACAUUGUAGCAGAUGUCAUAUCAGAUCCAACAUUGCCAAGAACAGAAGAUCAUCCUUGUCCCAAAUGCAAUCAUCGAGAAUCAGUAUUCUUUCAAGCACAGACACGAAGAGCUGAGGAGGAAAUGAGAUUAUAUUAUGUCUGUACAAACCCGCUUUGUUGUCACAGAUGGACGGAAUAAGCGCAUAGAAUCUAAAAAUAUUUUAUUUCUACAGUCUACACUAGCUAAGCUACUUUGAGCAAAUAAACGUUUAUGGAGUAAAAAAUUGCACAAUCAUCAUUCCACAAAAAUGCAUAUAUUUGCAAAUUGUACCAUAAAAAAUUUAGUAAACAUAAAGAUUUGAAAAUACAUCAACCACUAUUUCGUACUAUGUAUUCGUUUCGAAAAAACUUUCAUAAAAAAAUACACACACAUUUGUUAAUUAAGCAUAAACACAGUGAUUUUAUUAACUCUCAAUUCAGGUGCUUCGCAAUAGUCGUAUUGGAAAGGAUAAUUUCUGUAUUAAUGGAUUUCAACUUAUGCUUAGUUGCAAGUGACGAGGCGUGCUUAUAAUAUAAUUUAUGGAUAAGUAUAAAUAUUUAGAAAUAGAAAAAUAUGCCUUGUAUAAAGUUCAGAGAUUUAUUAAAAAUUUGUCCCAAAUCUAA
Venturia canescens is the source of this 1072-nucleotide messenger RNA. RefSeq names its product DNA-directed RNA polymerase II subunit RPB9-like. Gene Ontology annotation, molecular function: zinc ion binding; DNA-directed RNA polymerase activity; nucleic acid binding. Gene Ontology annotation, cellular component: RNA polymerase II, core complex. The transcript is spliced from 3 exons. NCBI's taxonomy places the organism in Eukaryota, Metazoa, Arthropoda, Insecta, Hymenoptera, Ichneumonidae. Gene Ontology annotation, biological process: transcription initiation at RNA polymerase II promoter; DNA-templated transcription; maintenance of transcriptional fidelity during transcription elongation by RNA polymerase II. The record is from RefSeq and is a predicted model, not a curated record. The coding region runs from base 216 to 608 and encodes 130 amino acids.